Molecule: messenger RNA, 4496 nt
Organism: Danio aesculapii
Lineage: Eukaryota; Metazoa; Chordata; Actinopteri; Cypriniformes; Danionidae
Product: regulator of G-protein signaling 22
Exons: 21
Coding region: 1-2391 (796 amino acids)
Biological process (GO): regulation of signal transduction
Molecular function (GO): G-protein alpha-subunit binding
Source: RefSeq, a predicted model, not a curated record
AUGUGUUUGAUGGAUGAUGUGAUUGAUCAGGAGCAGAGUCUCUCACAGCCGCUGUUCUGCGAGUUCUUCAACGAGUUUCUGCAGCAGCCGGUGUUUGUGCUGCCGCUCAGGUAUGAUGGGCUGUCCUCUGGGUUCGAGCUGCUCAGUGAUGCUGCGGUGCGUCUGUCGUGUCGGAUCAGAGCCGCGGUGCAGCAGAUGCAGAGUCAGAGCCGUGCGGAGCCCCUGCGGGACAACAGAUACUCCGUCACCCGUCUGGACCGGCAGCAGACCCUCCGCUGGCUACACACACACAGACUGGCCUUCUUUCUGCAAAGCGACUGCUACUUUGAGUUCAGGUUGGCCUCAUGUCUGUCUCAGCUCAGCAGCAGGCUCAGAUCCUCACCGUCCCCUCACAGACAGCAGUGUGACGAGGUCUGCAGCUCUACAGGACGGAGGAACAGCAGCUCUGCAGAGAUGCCGGCGCUCCACACAGCAGACGCAGCUCUGCGGACAGACAGACGCAGCUUUCUGGACUUUAAGAGAUCUCUGCUCGGCGGUCCUGGAGAGAGUCUGCUGGAGCUGUGGAUGAACAUCGAGAGGCUGAAGACCCUCAGCACACACCACAAGAGCAGGUAUGUGCUGUGGAUGAGGGCUCAGUAUGUGUGGAGCAGCAGUGAAGCGGCUCUGGAUGAACAGCUGCUCCUCAGGCUGGGGUUGAAGAGCGCCGCCUGCUGGCAGGAGAACAGACUGUGGGAUGUCCAGCCGCGGCUCACUGAGCUCCUGCUGCUCUACUGUAAAUCUGAGUCCAGAUCCGGUUUCUUCUUUACACGUUUCUGUCAGAACUCAGGACAGCAGUUGUGGGAAAACGCAGUGUAUUUCUGUUCAGAGCUCCUGCAGUAUCGUCAGCUCUUCUACCAGAGCAGAUUUGAUCCGUACAGAGCACAACGCACAGCUCAGCUGCUGUUCGUCUCGUACCUGAGCAGCGGAGCUCAGAUGAGUGUGUGUGUGACCGAGGAGAGCAGGAGGUGUGUUCUGACCCGUCUCAGUCCUGCCUUUGAGGAUCUGUUUGACCCGGUGGAGGAGCACACUCUGAACAUCCUGCUGGAGGCCUGGGCGGAGCUGACACACACACUCACAGACCCCCUGCACACUGUGGCGCUGUGGCAGGAGGUGCGUUAUGCUGAGCCGGAGCUAUUCCAGAUGCUGCAGACUCUAUACACACACACUCAGAGCAGACAGCAGCAGGAGCGCAGGCCUGUACACACUCCAGCAGAGGGCAGCAGAGCGCAGGAUCUGUGGGCAAAGGUUCCUCUGGAGUUCCGCAGGUUCCGUCUGGACUAUCUGCUCCGGAACCACACAGAACUCCAGCACUUCCUGUCCUUCAUGGAGGAGCGCUCAGCCAGUGUGCUUCUGCAGUGCUGGCUGGACGGGGAGCAGCUGAAGACGAGUGACGGAGCUCUGCUGGAGGAGAGAAACAGGAACUUCAGAGACAAAUAUCUCAACAGCAACUUCCUGUUUGGAGCCGACAGUCCAGCCUCUGAGGAGCAGCAGAGGAGGCUGCUACAGGUGUGUGCUGCAGGUGUGGUGUCCCCAUCUGCUCUCUCUGAUCUUCAGGCUCUUCUUCACAGUCGUCUGGAGGCUCAGUGGCUGCCGCUCUUCCUGUCCAGCGCUGAGUUCAGGCAGCGGCAGCAGCGCCAGGUGACAGAAGUGUGUGAGCAGCAGCCGGUCGUCCACCAGCGCAGGAAGAGGCAUGAGUGGCAGGUGUGUGUCGGUGUGAUGAGUGUGUCGCAGCAGCAGCAGCAGCAGGCGGUGUGUGUGCGCAGCGCUCUGCAGGAUCCCGCUACUCGUCUGCAGUUCCAGCAGUUUCUGUCCUCAGUUGAUGCUCUGCUGGAGAAUGACCUGCUCUUCUGGCUGGAGGUGCAGAGGUAUAAGGAGCUGUGUCACUCUCGCUGUGAUGAGCCGGCUCUGCAGAGGAAGGUCUCCAUCAUCAUCAGUCGGUUCUUCCGCUCCUCCAUCCCACCGGCGCUGCAGAUCCACGUUCCCCCAGACGCCGCGCUGCUCGUCACCAGCAUGCAGAAAACACUCGGACCCUACAUCUUCAGGGAGACUCAGAUGUGUGUGUUUGAGGAGCUGCUGAAGCACUGGCCUGAUUUCUGUGCGCUGCGCUCGUCUGUGUGUGCGGACGCUCUGCUGCGAGUGCUGGAUCAGAAGCAGAGCGACAGGCGGAGGAGCAGACAGACAGAUGAGCAGAGCGACAGCCGCACUCAGGAGGAGGAGGAGGAGGAGGCUGACGAUGAAGAGAAGAACUCCGACAAGGAGGAGCACAAGGCUGCGUUUAAGAUCUGCUGGUCCUUCUGGAGGCAGAUGAAGGAGCUGGAGAUGCAGAAGAGCCAGACGUCGUCAUCAUCAUGAACAUCACACACACACACACACACACACACACACACACACACUGUGAUUCCCAAAGUAAAGGUUGAGUGUUACUUAGUGAUCUCCAAAAAUCAAAUGAACUGUGUUAAACUAUUAUAAUGAACAGAUUUCAUCUGUAGCCUGCAGAAGAUUAAUAUAGUAGUGGAGUGAGUGGCGUAGCUGGUAAAGCGCAGGGCAUCAUGUUUUGACGUGAUCGAUCAUCAACCUGGUCUGAAUCCAGCGUCUGAUGAACUGUCUUCUUUUCCCCCUCUACAUAUCAGAUUGGAAAUACAUUUAUUUUUAUUAGAAAGGAAAUAUUUUAGUUUGAAAAUGAAGAUAUGAUAUAGUCACGAGUGGCUCGUGUGUAUUUAAUAAGGUUUAGCCUAUUUCAUAUGUGUAUAAACGGCAUCGAAACAGUGAUUAAAUAUUCUAUAAACGGUUAUUUUCCACCUGGUGUUAAAUAUUAGUGACGUCUUAAUAUAACUUAUUUAUAUUUACAAUGAAACCCCUUUAAAUAUUUAUAUUAGUAGUGCUUCAGUGAACUAAAAGUACACUAAUAACUAUUAAAACACUGUUUGUAGACCAUUAAUAUCUGUACUAUAAAUCAUUUAUUUUAAAAAUGCAGGCAAUACAUUUCAGAUUCAUUUAAUUAAAAAUAUUAUAUUCUCCUUAUUUUUUAAUUCAACUAUUGGGGUGCGGCGGGUAGGGGGUCUUACAAGACAAUGACUUACAAGACUGAAUUCUUAAUCCGGGCCUGCCCAGCCAGGACUCCAACCAGCGACCUGAGUGCUGUGAGGCUAAAGCCACCAUGACACCCAAUGCAAAUAUCUGAUAUAGACCAUUUCAGUGUGGUGAUGUGAUUGGUCCAUGAACAUUUCCUGCUUAUCAAACCAUUUUAAGGCAAUUCAAUCAGAACUCAGUGUUAAAACAGCUCUCAUAACAUUAUUUAUCAAUGUGUGGCUCUUAUUAGAGUCUCAGGAGCUGCAGAAAUUAAUCAUGUACAACAGGAAAGAUGUUGCGAUCAUUGUUUUUCUUUACAUCCCUCAAAAUGGUCUAUAUAGUAAAAGUACUGGUGUUAAAGAGUACUGAAGUAAAAGUACAGAUGACUCUUCAUAAAACUACUCGUAUUACAGAUGACUUUAUUAGCUGGUGGAAUUAUCCAUAAUGCAAAGUCAGAUGAGAUCCAGGCAGUAAAACACAUUUAUCGAUACGGUAAACACUUUUGAAAGCGUGUAAACCGCAUUAACUGAACUGUCAGGUGUGGUUUAUAUAUAAAUCAAAACCAGAGCACCUGUAGAGGAAACCCACGCCAACACGGGGAGAACAUGCAAACUCCACACAGAAAUACCAACUGACCCAGCCGGGGCUUGAACCAAUUAACUUCUUGCUUUGAGGCGACAGCGUUGCCCACUGUGCCACCAUGUCGCCCACCCCUAAACAUAUAUAUAUAUACACAAAUAAAAUAAAUGUCAAUGUAGUUGUAAGUCUUCUUUAUAUUGUGUUUUAUAAAACACUUCUGCAACUUUAAAAACAGUAUAAACUUAUCCCAGUGUCAUUACUCAGGGGGAAACAGUAAGCAGUGACAUAAGAACAAAUAAACUACUGAGGAGUUAAUGAAUGAACACAGUCUGUAUUAUAAUGAUGAUGGAUUUACAGGCUCUUGUGAUGAUUAUCAAUAGUGCACAUGAUUAUUUUACUAAAUGUCUGCUAUUGAGAGUAUAAAGACAACAGAAAUAUACACAAAUAAAGAUAGACUAUAAUUUCUAAUGAUGCCUCUCUUAUCUGUACAAUCAAUGGAUGAUUUAAUUAGAAGAAACACUUUAAUUAUGGAGAAACUUUGCUAAUUACCUAAUGAAACUACAGAAGAACACUGCCCAGUGCCUAAACAUGUUAUUAAUAAACUAAAGAUCACACAGAUGAAGUUCUAUGUCUUCUUACCAUAAUGUGUUGUUUUUCUACUCUCCUGAGCCGUUUCUUCACAGUAUAACACACACACUCUGAUUAAAGAGCAGUGAAUGAAUCUCUUAUUUAUGUAGAUGUUUUUCUUCUCAUGACAUUAAAUAACAGGUGUCUGUUUAUAAAUGCACAGAUCUGACGUUAUAAUGAAA